Durusdinium trenchii is the source of this 1188-nucleotide messenger RNA. The record is from the annotation of a GenBank genome assembly. Lineage: Eukaryota; Dinophyceae; Suessiales; Symbiodiniaceae.
AUGCAAGUGCAAGAGGAGCAGAACCUUUGGAUCACUAUUGCGGAGCGGAAUGCUAGGUGGGAGACGGAGGUGACGAGUCCCUUUCACGCUCCCCGAAACGAGUGGGGUGCGACCUUCGCGUCGGCCAAAAUUCUCGAAGAGGACUGGCGGCAUGCGGAUGACCAGUUGGUACGUGCCGACAAGAAAUAUGCAGUGUUCGAGGAAAUCCAAACUCACCUGCGUGAUGCCCUACAUGAUGGAGUCUAUGAAACCAAGAAGGAGGAUUUGGAUGCCGCAGUCGCCCACCGAGAUGAAUGCCGAUAUGACGCCAUGAUUGCUUAUCGCGCCUUCGAAGAGCACGCUGCCACUGCCAGACGCAACACUUACAACUGGCAUGGUGGUCGUCGGCGGAUCGAUGCGGUGCAAUUGGCGCGACAGCGCAUGGAGCAACUAGAAGAGGGUAACAAGCUGAACAUGGACCUUGAAAUGAAAGUUUUGGCGGAACAACAUUUCAAGGUGGUUCACUCAGAACGACCGAAGAAGAUGAGCAAGGACAAUAAGAUCAAGGUGGUUGUGUACAGGAACAAGAUGCGAUCCGCUGAUACGGAGUGGCUGAAUCAGCGGGAUCUUGGGCAAGCGCCCGGAGAAGCAGAAGAGGACCUCCGCCGCACUCGAGAUCGCCAUCGAGCACAAGAAAAAGCCGAGACCCGAAUUUAUUUCGAGAAGAUGGCACGGCUUUGCGCUCUUGCUCACCAGUUGGCGCCGGAGAUGCUGCCCGAGCUGCGGAAACAUACCGACAAGUCGCUGGAGACUAGCUUGAGAAAGCUGAAGCCACAAGAUCAGAUUGAAGUUCUCAAAGUCUUGGACCACAACAUCAGCAUUUCUCAUUAUGAUCCAGAGCAGCUUUCUCAAGCAACGCCUCUUUCCGGUUCGGGAGCGCGGCAUGCCGUCUAUGAGAUGAGGUAUGAGGGCAGCCCAUGCGUGGUGAAGGUUUUCGAUCUGCACACUCACAGAGGAUUACCUGGUUUCAUCCAGGAAGUGAUGCUCCAUGUGAGGCUCCGACAUCCCUUGGUUGUUCCACUGCGCAGAGCCUUCAUUGACCACAAGGAGCAUCGUGGCUUCCUACAAUUUGAUCGCUACGACUGCAAUCUCGGAGAACACUUGUCAAGGAUCAGCCGCCCCCCAGCGCGUGCCGCACCGUUUUGGUGA